Messenger RNA from Thalassophryne amazonica, 1956 nucleotides. RefSeq names its product nudix (nucleoside diphosphate linked moiety X)-type motif 8 (gene nudt8). NCBI's taxonomy places the organism in Eukaryota, Metazoa, Chordata, Actinopteri, Batrachoidiformes, Batrachoididae. The transcript has 4 exons. Gene Ontology annotation, molecular function: coenzyme A diphosphatase activity. Bases 313 to 1689 code for a protein of 458 amino acids. The record is from RefSeq and is a predicted model, not a curated record.
AAAUUAAAUGAUGCAUUACACCCAUAGACUGGUUACACCACUUGGGUGUGGGCAAAUGUUAAAAAUAUGACUCACUUGUGUGUGCUGAUGCUUUUCAGUAGAAAUCCCCGAGCUGCUCCUUAGAGUGAUGAGUCAACUUUUUUUAGUCUUGUAGGAUUGAAGCUAAAUUGAACAAACUGUUACAAGUUUGUCCAACUCUCUGUGUGACAGGUUAACAAACAAAUGAAGAUUUUUGACUAAUUGUCUGAUACCCUUCACCUUUGCAGAUGGAAAUGUGGCAUUUAAGGUUCAGACAGGCAGUAAUGUAAUCACAUGCAGGUGCAGUCAGUUAAAGGGCAAAAUGCAGUCUGUGGGUUUUGUAACCAUGUGUGUUUGUCACUUUCUUCCUGCAGAGUGAUGAAGGCUUCUUUGACCCAAACAUGGCCUUGCUUUAUAAGAUUGCUGCUGCUAGGAAAACAAGACUUCCAGGCUCACAUAUUCACUGCAAAUACUGCUGGUGGAUGGCACAGUGCUAAAGCUGUAAAAGAAAGAAGAGGUGAAAGAAACUGUAGUGCUGGAAGCACUGAGGGCUCGUUCUCAUCUACAGAGACUAUGUGUGCUUCCUUGCAACUGUGUCUUUUAAAACUGGACCGCAGUGAUCAUCAGCAGAGAGAGGCUACGUUUUACAACAGCACUGCCAAAGCUAUUUUGUCCAACAGUUUCAAUCUGUCUUGGUUUUCACCAUCUGCUAAAAACAACCUGGCUGUUCCUCAGUCGUGCAAUUCAGUGGAAGUGUUAUCAGAUCUAAGGAAGUGCCAUGAGCAUUUAAUGAGCAGAACCUGCCUUCAACACUGGAAAAAUCCUCAGGACACAAGCCUCUCUUCACUCUGGUUCUCCAAUAAGAGGCAAUCUAAACUUUUUCAAAGCUGUUUAGCCUGCAGUCAGCACUUCAUCAGGCCUUUGAGCACUUCAGCACGCAAAUUAUGGGUUUUUAACCACUUUCACAUGAGCUUUGUACCAUCCAUCCACAUUUUGCCACAGUCUAGAGCUGCCCAUCAAACACCCUCUUACCAGGCAACACCCUUUAGGGACAUCCUGUCCCUGGAGAAUGAAAUGAGGUGUCGACAGGCCCUGCGGCCCAACCUGAAACUGUAUGAGUUGAACAUGACAAAUGGGGCAGUUCAGAGGCAGGGAAAGGACAAAAACUGGGCUUCCAUCUUGGUUUCUCUCUGCUCUUUGGACGGGGACCCAGCCUUUCUCUUCACACUGCGCUCUAGCACCUUGAAAGGCAGGCACAAGGGACAUGUCAGCUUUGCUGGAGGUAAGAAGGAUCCGUCAGACAGUGACGUGGUGGCCACAGCGCUGAGGGAGGCCUGGGAAGAGAUUGGCAUUAAUGUGGCAACAGAAAGCGUCUGGGGUGUCUUCAGGCCUCUAAUUGAUGGAUCGUCUGGAUUGAUGGUUGUUCCUGUGCUGGCUAACCUGGGCCCCUUAGAAUCACUGUCCUUCAAGCCAAACCCUUCUGAGGUGGAGGAGAUCUUCACUUUGCCUUUGUCCCACUUGUGUGACUCUCAGAACCGCGGCUACACACACUUCCGCACAGGAGACAAGUACGGAUACACACUGCCGGUGUUCCGUAAUGGGAAGCAUAGAGUGUGGGGCCUGACCGCCAUCGCUCUGGACAAUUCACUGAAGCUCAUCAUCCCACCUUGAAAAGUGCCUCGGCCAAUCAAAGUUCACCUGUCACAUGACUGACGGCGAAGCAAAUGUGCAAGCUGAGAAAACCUGUGACUGUAGACUUCUUCCACGUUUGCUCUGAGGAUUAAUUUAUGUUUAUUUCCUGCACAAUAAGGGAAUCAUUAAUCAGCGACACCUUUCACUUAAGCGCUUUUGGAGCUUUAGCUCCAAAUUUUAAAUUAUUUGUAAACAAAUCUGUUAUCCUGCUGUGUUCUUAAAUAAAAAGGACAAAUGUCUCAUGUU